UUUCGACUUCGCCAGUAGAGUUCGUGAGUCUCUUAUUAUACCUAACUUAUAUCUAAUGUAUCAGUAGAAAGUAUUUAUUUUAUUCUAAGUAGUUCGUUGUGUUAAAACAUUUCUGUUCAUUCACCAGGUCGUGUCAAAGAUGAGCUAGUGGCCGAGGAUCGGACAGAUGAACUCCAGGAGCGAAGGCGCGGGUGACCUAGGGGUCGCCGACAAGAACUUCUACCAGAGGAACAUGGCGGACGUCAAAAUACACUGUGAGAAAACUCGAGCGGAGAAAAUGAAAACUAAAAAAGACAAAAGUGACUGUUUAAACUUACGAAAGACUCUGUUGGGAUCUAGCCCGCGUUUGGUGAUUCUUAAGUCUGCAGAAGACCUGUGCAUUAAAGGGUUCGAUAUCGGGGUGAAGAAACACAAGACGGUGGAAAAAGUCGCCACUGAUCCCAAAGUGAACGAGAGGUUGUUGACAACCAUAGACCAGAGUCAAGGAGACAGCUCUUCAGCGGGGUCGGGGACAGGCCCUAGGGUGGUACCUACCAGGCAUAAGUCUUCCUCGUACUGCUGUUUAUAUUUUGGCCUUGUGUCUAGUAUUCUACUAACAACAUUAUCAAUACUCUCCUUCAUUUGGACGCCUUAUAGCACAUUAAUGAAUGAGAGGCUAAAGAUGGUGAGAGGUUUGCCAGCUUACGAGUGGUGGGCGAAUCCUCCAGAUGAAGUACUCUUAAGAGUCUACCUCUUCAAUAUCACUAAUGCUCAACAGUUUCUUGAUGAUCCGGAGGCAAAACUUCAUAUGCAGGAAGUUGGCCCUUACAUUUUCAGGGAAAAGCUUGUCCAUAAAGAUGUGAAGUUCAAUGAAAAUGGAACCAUGACAUAUACAGCCCAUCGGACAGCCAUUUUCCUACCAGAGAUGAAUCAUCUCUCUCUAAAUGCUACGCUAGUUCUACCAAAUUUAGCUGUAUUGGGGAUGUCAUCGUACCUGUGGGACGCAUCAUUCUUUACCAAGCUGGGAUUUAACCUGCUACAAAACCGGCUAGACUCACAGCCUUUGAUGAACACGACAGUCUACAACUACUUCUGGAAUCUCUCAGACCCUCUGCUCAAAGUUGCUCAUCAGCUGGCUCCUACAAUGGUCCCUGUCCAGAACAUGGGCAUUUUACAUCAAAUCUACAGCAAUUUUGUGGACGAAGUGACAGUAUACAUGGGUCCAGACAACGGUUACCGGUUCUUCAAAGUGAACCAGUUUCACGGUAGCCCAAGAUUCGGCUAUUGGGACAAUGAAACUUGUGACUCUGUACAAGGUGCAACUGAAGGCGUGACCUACCAUCAGUCCAUCUCAAAAACAGACACCCUAAAGUACCUACGAAAAACCAUCUGUCGAGUCGUACCACUGGAUUUCACACAUGAGGAGAUCAAGAUGGGAAUGACAGUGUACAAGUUCGAGCUUCCUCUUGACAUUUACUCUCGUCCUCCUGAUGGUUCAGAGGAAUGUUUCCUACGUCCAGGUCUGCCUUCCUUGCCUUCUGGUCUCACCGAUGUGUCACCCUGUUACUACAAUUUCCCAAUAGCCGCUUCUUUCCCUCACUUCCUCAAUGCUGAAAAGUCAGUCAAAGAAAGCAUCGUUGGAUUGGCUUCUGAUAAGGCCAAACAUGGUUCUUUUGUCAUUGUUGAGCCUAAUACAGGAGUCCCGAUGGAAAGCAGAGCCCGAAGUCAGUCCAAUCUUGUGGUCCGCCAAGUAUCUAGCUUCCCUCGAGUGAAGAGGUUCAGCAAUACUUUCAUCCCCAUGUUCUGGGCUGAAUAUAAUCAAGUGGGACUUCCGUGGUACAUCGCCUCACUGAUGUACUUCACGGUGAACAUUCUGCCUGUGACCCAGACCUAUUUCUCCUGCUUGUUCACUGUCCUGGGAGCUAUUCUAAUAGUCAGGGUCCUCUUCAGCAUCAUCCAAAGAAAGCGUGAGUCAUCGCGACCGCUGUACUCCUACAGUUCGCUGGAUCUCAUCCCCCCUCCUCCCAAAUGCUGACACACCCUCUGUUGGUUCCUAUAAGUACUGUAAUGCGAUGCAGCACUCAAAGCACUGCAAAGCUCAAAACCAGAUUCGUGAUAACCCACUGUAGAUUAGCUUAGUAUUUAGGCUAGUAUUUUACUAUAAGAAUAUUUUCGUGACUAUAUUUUAGCGAAAAUUAUAGCAUUCUGUUUAAAGCUACAGAGUAAAUACCGAUAAAAUGUACAAUGUAUCAAAUUAAAAUAGUGUUUAUGAGAGUAUCGUUUUAUAUAAUUUAUAUUUUAUGUAUUCCGUCCAAAUGUUGUAAAAUAUAUCUGAAAUUUU
Molecule: messenger RNA, 2320 nt
Organism: Macrosteles quadrilineatus (aster leafhopper)
Lineage: Eukaryota; Metazoa; Arthropoda; Insecta; Hemiptera; Cicadellidae
Product: scavenger receptor class B member 1-like
Exons: 11
Coding region: 167-2014 (615 amino acids)
Cellular component (GO): membrane; cytoplasm
Molecular function (GO): scavenger receptor activity
Source: RefSeq, a predicted model, not a curated record